Molecule: messenger RNA, 849 nt
Organism: Adineta ricciae
Lineage: Eukaryota; Metazoa; Rotifera; Eurotatoria; Adinetida; Adinetidae
Source: the annotation of a GenBank genome assembly
AUGAUUCUGUACAAUCGGAUACCCAAAUGUGGCAGUUCGCUCUUAAAUGUUCUUUUCGAACAGUUAUCAAGCAGAACAGGUGCAUUCAUACAUAAAUUUGGACAUUCAGAAUCUCUUUAUCACCGUUUGUCCAUUGAAGAACAAUAUAAUUUGACUAGAGACAUCCGUCAUCAUGUAUAUGUUCACAGUCCUCGUCCGACCGUGUUACUACAACAUUUUCACUUCCUUCAUGUUGCGUCUACAUCAAAUGCUACUUUUUAUUAUAUAAACCAGUAUCGCGAUCCACUAGCACGUACUUUAUCUAGUUUCGACUUUCGCCGGUUUGGAUGUACAGUGUCACGCAGUCAACGUCAGUGCUUAAUGAUACAUCCAUCUUUGCGCAAUAUGACGAUGGACGAAUGUGUUUCUACUGGUGAUCCUUCUCGUUGUAUCACAAACCCUUAUGGAGUUCGUUCUCCAAUCCCGUACUUUUGUGGCCACUUAUCUAUAUGCGACGAUAGCUUAACCAGGCCAACAAGUGAUGCUGCUCUCGCUCUUGCGAAGACUAAUAUCGAACGGUACUUUAUUCACGUGGGUCUUCUGGAAUACCUUGAAAGUUCGCUAAGACUUCUUGAGCAUAUCCAACCAUCCAUAUUUACUGGUCUCCUGGAUGCCUAUGUGAACGGCUCAAAUCGCCGCAUCGUAAAUCGAGUACCCAAGAAAUAUCGUCAUAAUAUAAACAACAGGACUCGCAAUAUUCUUUUACAAUUACUCAAGCCUGAAUAUGAGCUGUACAAUUUCAUUCGAGCACGUUUCAUCGAUCAUUAUACUCGUGUUUUUCAUCAAGCACCGAUUUACCAGGAAAGUUAG